Messenger RNA from Microbotryum saponariae, 2628 nucleotides. NCBI's taxonomy places the organism in Eukaryota, Fungi, Basidiomycota, Microbotryomycetes, Microbotryales, Microbotryaceae. The record is from the annotation of a GenBank genome assembly.
AUGCUGUGAACCGAGGCAAGCCUCUGGUCAAGUCAACUCUACCCGCACAUAGUCUUGGGGGGCUUCCUUCGAGUACACGCUGUCAUCCUGACAGAUGCCAGUCGGGUUGGCAUUGGCGCUUGUUUGGCGUCCGGGCCCAACCGUUCGCAGGCCGUUCCAACGCGAUUCUUUUCCGCUAAGUUCAACGGUGCUCAGCUCAACUAUCAUGUCACUGAUAAAGAGUUCUUGGCUGUCGUCUCGGCGUGUCGGGCGUUCGAGCAGCACUUGAUCGGUUACCCCUUCGUCAUCGUCACCGACCAUCAGGCCCUUCGCACGAUAAAAACCCAAAAACUGCGCCAAACGCCUCGGCACAUCCGCAUGUGUCUCGAACUCAGCCGUUUCGACUUCGAAUUUGAAUUCAUUGCUGGCAAGAACAACACCCUGGCCGAUUCGUUGUCGCGUCUGUGGGAGGUCAAGGAGGGAUCGCACGAGGAUCAGGUCAAGGAGAAUGAGUUGGAGGACAUGUUCUUUGAUGGAGAACGCCACGAAUUCACUACACCCGGUGAGAGCCUCCCUGAGGAACAUCCUUGCACUUCACCAUCUCCCGAUCGGUUGCCUCCUGUUGAUUUUGCCCUCGGGCCCCAACACGACGAUUGCGAGGCAGGCUCUCCCGGAUACUACGCGCUCAAGGAGGAAUCGCAAGACGAGGACGUGAAUGGACAGGAAUUAGGGAAUUUGUUCUUGAAGGAAGAAUGCCACGAGUUCAUUACGCCCGGUGAGAGCCUCCUCGAGGAACGUCCUUACACCUCACCUUCGCACGAUCGGUUGCCCCCUGUUGAUUGCGCCUUCGGGCCCUGGGGUCACGGUUACGACGCAGGCUCUCCCGGUUCCCCUCAUCUGGCCGAGAACAUUAUGGACGCCGUCGAUUGGUCUAUCGGCCGCCUCUCUCCUCCCAUCGCUGUCAAUCGAGUUCACGCUAUUGCUACGGCCCCUGCCAACGACCCGCCCAUUCCGGUCGAUGCCGACGCCGACGAACUCGAUUUGUUGGGAGUUGCCACCGAUGACGUCAACGACACCCCUGUAGUCCAUCGGCCGCCUGAUCCACUGCCCCAACCCUUCCUCGACACCGUCAUCCGAGCAUACGCCAACGAUUCGCAAGCCCAGGUCAUCAUUACCGACCCGCUAUCAUGGCCUAUGUUUUGGGUGACCGAGGAAGGGAGGAUUUUGCGUGUACAUCCAGAUGAGUCUAUUUCCUUGUUUGUACCUCGUGGUCUCGCUACCGGCGUCGUCAACUCCGACAAGGUCCCAUCGCUGCGCGAGCUCGUGCUUUCGGAGAUUCAUCGAAGUGUCGGGCAUGCAGGACAUCGCAUCACCUUGGCCGCCAUCCGUCCUUUGUACUGGUGGUCGUCCAUGUCUGCCGAUUGUGCCGAGUUCUGCCGUUCAUGUGAAGAUUGUGCCCGAGGCAAAGCGUCCACUCAAGUCCCUUAUGGCCGACUGCAUCCGAUGCCGAUCCCUUCUGGCCCAUGGGAACAAGUGGCCAUCGACUUCAUGACGGGACUGCCUCCGGUCGAGUUCGAAGGGAUGAUGGUCGCUCAAAUCAUGGUGGUCACUGACACUUGGGGCAAGAUGGUCCACCUGAUUCCCCUCCCAGCCGACGCCGACUCCGAGCUCGUUGCCGACAGGUACUACGCCACCAUCUUUCGACUGCAUGGGACGCCUUCCGCCAUCGUUUCCGAUCGCGAUCCCAAGUUCACCUCGCAGUUUUGGCGAGCAUUGCAGGCGAAGGUCGGCACCGUCUUGCGGAUGUCAACAGCGGCGCACCCAGAGACCGACGGAUCGAGUGAGAACCGAAUCAAGAUGGUCACCCAAACCCUGCGCAUCAUGGUGUCGUCAAACCACGAGGCUUGGGCAUCUCGUCUUGUUGAAGCUGAGUUCGCUCUUAACUCUUCUGUUGCUGUGUCCACGUCGCUGUCGGCUUUUGAGGCAACCUACGGCUACCUUCCUCGAUGCUGGCCCUCGGAUUCCUGGUCUGUCUCGGACGUCCCUCGUGCGGAAGCGUUUGCUCGGAUCCGACAAUUACGGAACCUCGACGUGACGGAUGCGAUCAUUGGAGCACGCCUCAACCAGUCCCAUCAGGCCAACAAGCAUCGACGCCCAGACGACCCCGCCUUUCGGACCGGCAGUUACGUCUAUCUUUCGACAAAGAACCUGGCAGUUCCUGACGGCAUGAAGUCGAAGUUGUUGCCGCGCUACAUCGGCCCCUUCCGUAUCCGAGCGGCCAUCCCUGCGACGUCCAGCUACGACCUCGAGCUCCCUCCAGCGAUGUCGCGAGUGCACAAUCGUUUCCAUGCUCGACUGCUUCGGCCUUGCGUUGAGAAUGAUGCUGAAAGGUUUCCUGGGCGUGACCCCGCAGUUCUUUUUGUCGAAGACGUAGCCGACGCGGCCGACAAUUCUGCGAUUCCGGAACGGAUUGUUCGCGAUCGGCGGAACGCUCGGGGCGCUCGUUCGUUCUUGGUUCGAUGGGUAGGCCGUAACAACACCGACGAUACUUGGAUGUCAGAGCAGUCCAUUCGCCUUGACCAUCCGUCCGUCCUCGACGCCUACCUCGCGCGCCUCGAUCGCUCGAACCGCCGCCUUGCCGCACGGUAG